Nakaseomyces glabratus is the source of this 657-nucleotide messenger RNA. RefSeq names its product sphingolipid homeostasis protein ORM2 (gene ORM2). Gene Ontology annotation, biological process: sphingolipid biosynthetic process; intracellular sphingolipid homeostasis; ceramide metabolic process. The record is from RefSeq and is a predicted model, not a curated record. Lineage: Eukaryota; Fungi; Ascomycota; Saccharomycetes; Saccharomycetales; Saccharomycetaceae. Gene Ontology annotation, cellular component: endoplasmic reticulum membrane.
AUGUCCGUACCACCAUUGACUAAGACGAUAUCACAAUCGAGCUUUGCGGAGUCACUGAGAGAUCUUUCGAGUGAUGAGGACCUAAUCAACAAGAGGAUAGGAUCACCUAACCGGGACCACAGAAGAAGACGUUCCUCCAGUAUAUUAUCUCACGUUGAACCAGAAACUUUUGAGGAUGAGAAUGACCAACAUAUCCUGACGAAUAUGAAUGCCACUUGGAUGGAUCAACCAGGAGCAUGGAUUAUACAUGUUGUGAUUAUUCUGCUGCUUGCAGGGAUGUACAAAGUUAUGCCAGGUAUGUCUACCAAGAAUGCUUGGUCACUCACAAAUACCACAUAUGUUAUAGGUUCCUAUGUCAUGUUCCACUGGAUCAAAGGUACGCCUUUCGAAUUUAAUGGUGGGGCUUAUGAUAACCUUACAAUGUGGGAACAGAUAGAUGGUGAGACAUUAUUCACCCCUACAAGAAAAUACUUAAUCUCUGUUCCUAUUGUACUAUUUCUGAUAGUAACACAUUACUCAAGAGGUAGCCACUUUUUCAGCAAGGAUUUCAUUUGGAACUGUUGUGUCACAUUUUUUGGUGCCAUUUUACCAAAGCUACCCAUCACACAUAGACUUAGAUUAUCGAUUCCUGGAUUUACUCCUGCUCAAAUCAGUUAA